AUGGGAAAAGACAAAGAGAAAGUUACUUUCACAAUUAUGCAGCUAGCUAGCUUUGUUCCAAGUCCCGACGCAAAACCGAAGCCUGUCAUUGUCUACAUUCACGGGGGGAUGUUUGCCUGGGGGAGUGGAAAUUUGGUUGAUGGCACCGUAUUCGCGGCCUACUCGGACGUCGUCUUUGUCUCGAUUAACUAUCGCCUAGGUAUUCUAGGUUUUUUGAAUUUGAACGACUCACCGUCCUCGAAACCUCGUGUGGCCAACUACGGUCUGAUGGACCAGAUCGCGGCGCUGCACUGGAUAAAGGAAAACAUCCCACGGUUUGGCGGAGAUCCGGACAAUAUCACGCUCAUGGGUUGGGAAGCUGGUGCAGCUUGUAUAAAUUUCCUUAUGUCUUCACCCACCACAUCGCCCGGCUUAUUCCAUCGCGCCAUCUUAAUCGCCGGGUCGUCACAUUCCCCCUGGGCGCUGAUACAAGAACCACGUGGCGGGACAAAGUGUCCCGGCAGCUUUGAAUUGUUUAACACAAAAUAA
This is a messenger RNA of Folsomia candida, 528 nucleotides long. RefSeq names its product neuroligin-4, X-linked. Gene Ontology annotation, molecular function: signaling receptor activity; neurexin family protein binding. Gene Ontology annotation, cellular component: postsynaptic membrane; synapse; cell surface. The transcript has 4 exons. Lineage: Eukaryota; Metazoa; Arthropoda; Collembola; Entomobryomorpha; Isotomidae. Gene Ontology annotation, biological process: neuron cell-cell adhesion; presynaptic membrane assembly; postsynaptic membrane assembly. The record is from RefSeq and is a predicted model, not a curated record. The coding region runs from base 1 to 528 and encodes 175 amino acids.